Volvox carteri f. nagariensis is the source of this 192-nucleotide messenger RNA. RefSeq lists its product as uncharacterized. The record is from RefSeq and is a predicted model, not a curated record. NCBI's taxonomy places the organism in Eukaryota, Viridiplantae, Chlorophyta, Chlorophyceae, Chlamydomonadales, Volvocaceae. The annotation marks the transcript as partial. The transcript has a single exon. Gene Ontology annotation, molecular function: calcium ion binding; enzyme regulator activity.
AUGACCGCCCAGCAGCGUGCGGAAAUUCAGGAGUGCUUCGAAAUGUUGGACAGCGAUGGCAGCGGCGCACUGGACGUCAAAGAAAUUUUGCACGCGUUUGGGGCCCUGGGCUUUACAAUUUCCAAGGAUGCUAUGUCGGAAUUGAUGUCCGAAGCUGACCCUGAUGGAUCUGGCGAGCUUGAAUUCGACGAG